This is a messenger RNA of Ciona intestinalis (vase tunicate), 4378 nucleotides long. The record is from RefSeq and is a predicted model, not a curated record. NCBI's taxonomy places the organism in Eukaryota, Metazoa, Chordata, Ascidiacea, Phlebobranchia, Cionidae.
UAGAUUAAUUUUUCUGCAGGAUUUUAAGUAGGAAUUUUAAUUCUUGCAUCAUAAGACCUCAUUAACAGCCAUGAAGGUUCUUUGCGUGGCAGUAGCGCUGAUACUGCUGAUAAACACCGAUGCAUCAGGAAAGCGUCACAAGAUGCAAACUAGCGUGAGAAACGUCCAGGGAGACGAUCCGCUUCUGGAAGUUGAACCGAUUCCCCCGGACACGAUGCUCGGCGAAUGCUCGUGCAAAUGCUGUGAGAACACCCCAGCACCUAUCAUCCAACCAAAAUGUGCCAAUGACAUCAUCAUGGCUGUGGACAGCAGCGCUUGCUUCCGUGACCACCACGCGAAGAUGAUGAGGUUCCUCCGGAAACUAGUAAGAAGGAUCGGAAGAACUGAAAACAUUCAAUACGGAGGAACAGAAACAAGGCUGGGAAUAAUGCAGUUCAGCAGCGACAUUCUCUUCCCUCUCCAUCUUAACUCCUUCGAAGAUUACACCAAUCCAUCAACACGUAGGGGGUUAAUGUCCGGUAUUGAACAAGCCUUAUCUACUCUCGGUUUCCUCGGUGAAGGAUCUUUCCUUAACAAAGCCUUGAACGCGACCGUUGACCAUUUCCAAAGCGAGCCACGCCCGGAAGAACUUCUUACGCAGAUUUCCCCACAAACCCCAAAGCCGGUCGUUAUUUUAAUGACGAAUGGUAAAAGCCACCCAAGUGUGACUAUGGAUGACAUUGAGCUCUCUAUUGCUGGUUUGAAAGCAGCUGGAGUCACAGUUAUUCCAGUUUCCGUCACCCGGGAAUGCCAUGGAGUUCAGAAUGAUGUUUGGAACGAGGGCUUGUGUCCUGAUACAAUCAUUUUGAACAAGUUAGCCAAAGUUGGAAGAGACGAAACCUCAACUUUCUUUGAGAUGAAGUCUCAUGACGUAUUGGCUGACGUCAUCAACGAGCUUACAGACUGUUACUCCCAUGGACCUGCAAACUUAGUAGCACCUUGCAAUAACUGCACUUGCUCUUGCGAGCUUCCCAUCGGACCCAUUGGACCGGACGGACCGAAAGGUCAGAAAGGAGAACCGAUCAAGGGUGAGCAAGGACCAAAAGGAGAACUCGGAAUCCCCGGUAUUGACGGCUUGGACGGCGACAAGGGAGAAGUGGGCAACAAGGGAGACAACGGAGAGAAAGGAGAUAUUGGUCCUAAGGGAGUAAUCGGAGACAUUGGAGCAAAGGGCGACAAAGGCGAAUUCGGCGACAAAGGUGACACUGGAUUCAAAGGAGAAAUCGGAGAAAAGGGAGACCUUGGAAAAAAAGGAAUAAAGGGUACCGUUGGUGAAAAAGGAGACGUCGGGCAGAAGGGGAAUAUUGGGGACAAGGGAGAAAUCGGCGAAGACGGCCCAGAAGGUCCAAAGGGAACCAAGGGAAACCAGGGAGAUCAGGGCGAAAAGGGAGUUGGCGAAAAGGGUGGCAAAGGCGAGACUGGCCCAGAAGGUUCGAAAGGAGACACCGGUAAUAAAGGAAACACAGGAAAUAAGGGUAACAAGGGUAUGAUUGGACUGUGUGGAAAGCCUGGACCUGCUGGAAAACCUGGUGUUGAAGGCGUCGCUGGUUUGGACGGUCUGGAUGGCGGACCCGGUCAACCAGGUAUCCAAGGACCAAGGGGACCUCGCGGAGACGAUGGCGACAAGGGUGAACCAGGUCCACAGGGAGCAUCUGGUUUCCCGGGACAACGUGGUUUAGCAGGAGAGAGAGGACCAAUUGGACCACAGGGUUUGAACGGAGGCAAAGGAGAGAAGGGCGAACCAUCAAGUGAAUUGGGACUCCCAGGGUUGCCCGGAAGUUCUGGUCUAGUUGGUGAACCAGGUCGAGAUGGUGCUGACGGAUUGGACGGCGCACAAGGUGUACCCGGUGAUCGGGGACCAAGAGGGGAACCGGGACCUCGUGGCCACCCAGGGACUUAUGAUUUAGACGAACUACGUGGAGUGAUCAGCGAGAUUGUAAGGGAAUUGUUGCCCGGAGAUUGCGCUGCACCAGCACCUAAUCGGUGCCAGGAGUACCCGGUCGAUAUCACGUUCCUUGUCGACGGUAGCGACUCCAUUGACCGUGAGGAUUUCGACCGAGUUAAACAGUGGAUCUUGUUAACUGUUGACGCAUUUAACCCUGGGGAGAGACGGAACCCGUUGCAUGUCGACGUCGUACAGUUCUCGGAACGCAGCAUGAUAGAGGUGGACUCGGACGUCGCUAGUUCAGCGCAGAUUUCUGAUCAAGUUCAGGGAAUAAUCCAAAUGAGGUCGGGAACUAAGACCUACAGUGCGUUGGAGUUUGUCAAUAGAGAAGUAUGGCCUCUGCUGCGACCUGGCGCUUUUAAGAUUCUUAUCACUAUGACGGAUGGUGACGCCAGUGAGGACAGGAAUGUUGACGCUAUUGAAGAAGCGAACAACAAAUACAACUUAAUGGCAGCUGUUGGUGUGGGGAGCAAGGUUAUAUCGUCCGAGUUGGAAGAUUUCAGUUCUACUGGCAACGUGUUUAACGUGGACAACUUCUCCGCCCUUGAAAGCAUUAUUUCCGACAUAGUGGAAAACAUAUGCGCUGGAAUAAAAGAAAUUGAAGUAGACGAGGAGCCCGCACCCCCGGAUGUCACAACCGACGAAGAUGAUGACGAGGACCAGCUUGACGUCGGCGAUUCAAUCUCCAGCGACGCUAAUGAUAUUUGCGGGCAAGAGCCACCGUUUGGGAAUUGUAACCCGAACGGUGAUACCGAUGUGGUUGGGAAAUACUAUUGGAACAAAGCAAGACAGAACUGCGUCUGGUUCCAUUAUAAGAACUGUCCGGGCGGUAACGUCUUUGACACGGAGGCGGAAUGUGACGAUAGAUGUCGUCCGCUUGUCGCACCUACCACAACUAGCAUCGCCACGACCACAACAGUAGCGCCAACCACAACGACAAUCAAACCAACCCCAACCCCCACAGUUCCAACUGCAGCCCCUACCAGCCCUUCCGGUAUCGGGUGCUCCAACGCGCGGGUUGACCUCGCUUUUGUGCUUGACGGAAGCGCUUCAGUGGGCGAAGAUGGUUUCGUCCUUCUAAGGGAGUUCCUCAUAAACGUUGUCAGUGCUUUCACUAACAUCGGUAACGACGGAGUGCAGGUCGCUAUGAUUCAGUACAAUGAUAAUCCAAGGAUGGAAUUUGACUUCGAGCAAACUGUGGAUAAGACUAGCGUUCUGGACGCCAUUGACGGUCUUGUAUACAUGGGCGGCAACACUAAGACGGGACUUGCUCUGACCUUCUUACAGAGCGCAUAUGAAGAUGCUAGACCGCACUCUGAUAAGGUUGCUGUGGUUGUUACUGACGGAAGAAGUCAGGAUGACGUAAUAAUACCAUCACAACAGUUGAAACGAGAAGGAACUACGAUAUUCGCCAUUGGCGUGGGUGAAGCCGAGAGAAUGGAACUCGUCGAAAUGGCGUCUGUACCGGUUGACAAAUUCGUCUUCUCGGUCGAUGAUUACACCGACAUCGCCAGCAUUCAAGAAAAUUUGAUUAAACAGAUCUGCGGCGUUACUCGUGGAGUGUUUAGAUCCGCAGCGGGAGUGGAUUUCACGCCAGAGGACGACAAACUGAUUCCAGUUGUUACCACUACGUCGCCAAUAUUAGAAGAAGAAUACGAUGGAUCCGGCGAACUUGAAUAUGAAUACGAAGGAUCUUCCUAACUUUAGAGGCUUUCUUCUCACCUACGUCAGCAUAUAUUGCCGCAUGAUCUGGCAUUGUUAAUUCAUUAUCACCGCGCUGUACAGUUCCUAUAGUGGGGGUAAGAUGGGAGAUGUUUACGUUAUCUUUUAUCUUCCCAUUUGAAUUUGCAGAAUUAUAUAACGGUAUCCUCGUGACUUUUAAAAAACGUCGUUGAUUGCUAGAACACGGUUAGGAAAUUGUGACAUUAUGUGCCAACAGUAUCCCAUCUUACCCCACAGUACCCUACACAAAAUGUUGUUUUCAGCAUAUAAGCCGGAUUUUAAAUCGCAACAGCCUGUGCUCUUAGCUGUAGACUGUCUUUGUAUAAAUCAUCGUAAAACAAUUGCCGAAAAAUGUUAAACAAAUUCAAAGUCGAUUUAUAGAUCACUUUUUCUGCGAAGCUGUACUGCUGUAGAUAUGAGAUUAUAAAACCAUCACGGAAAAGCUAUCGUAUUUAAACGUAUACACAAAACAUUCGCACAGUAUUAUAACGUUUAGAUGCCGCUUAAAAAGCGACUUGUAGACAAUACAGCGCCACAAUGUAAAUUCGAACUUUGGGUAUAUUAAAACAUUAAAACUGUAACCUAACUAAUUCGGCUUACUAUUAUAUUGUAGCCCAUUUUGUUGCCCAUGCUUAUGUAUAAUGUCACCGUAAUUAAAAUCACUUUAUAUUA